This is a messenger RNA of Myodes glareolus (Bank vole), 3094 nucleotides long. RefSeq names its product zinc finger protein 263 (gene Znf263). Lineage: Eukaryota; Metazoa; Chordata; Mammalia; Rodentia; Cricetidae. Gene Ontology annotation, cellular component: nucleus. Gene Ontology annotation, biological process: regulation of transcription by RNA polymerase II. Gene Ontology annotation, molecular function: RNA polymerase II cis-regulatory region sequence-specific DNA binding; DNA-binding transcription activator activity, RNA polymerase II-specific. The record is from RefSeq and is a predicted model, not a curated record.
AUGACGCCUAACUCGCGCGCUGGAACUUCCGCCACGGGCCCAGAGGGCUAAGUUCUGUGCGGGCCCGAGAAGCUGGUCAGGUGGAGACGCUGCAGGGCUAGUGCCAAGAUUUCGACCUGGGUUCUUCGGGUGGGAUUUGGAGCCCGGCCCCCCUCGGCUGCUGCAGUCUUGCUCUGCCGUUGUGCGGAACCUGGGCGGAAGACGUAACUGCUUUCGGGACCUAGGCGCUCUGGGGACAUGACCAUGGCUGCUGGCCCGGGCUCCCAGGAGCCGGAAGGGCUCCUAAUCGUGAAGCUGGAGGAGGACUGCACCUGGAGCCAGGAGGUACCCCCGCCGGACCCAGAGCCCAGCCCUGAGGCCUCCCACCUGCGUUUUCGGCGGUUCCGCUUUCAAGAGGCCUCUGGUCCCCGAGAGGCCUUGAGCCAGCUUCAGGAGCUUUGCCAUGGGUGGCUGCGUCCGGAGAUGCGCACCAAGGAGCAGAUACUGGAGCUAUUGGUGCUGGAGCAGUUCCUGACUAUCCUUCCCCAAGAGAUUCAGAGCAGGGUGCAGGAGCUGCGCCCAGAGAGCGGCGAAGAAGCAGUAACCCUUGUGGAGCGUCUGCAGAGAGAACUUGGGAAACUGAGGCAACAGGUCACAAACCAAGGGCGGGGAGCAGAAGUGCUUUUGGAGGAGCCUUUGCCACUGGAAACAGCAGGAGAGUCACCGAGCUUCAAGCUGGAGCCCAUGGAGACUGAGCGAAGCCCUGGUCCCAGGCUGCAGGAGCUGCUAGACCCCAGCCCCCAAAGGGACCCCCAGGCUGUAAAGGAGAGGGCAUUAUCUGCUCCCUGGCUCUCCCUCUUUCCUCCUGAAGGGAAUAUGGAAGAUAAGGAUAUGACUGGUUCCCAGUUGCCCGAGAACUUGGAGGACAUGGCGGUGUAUAUCUCUCAGGAGUGGGGCCGUCAGGAUCCUAGUACGAGAGCUCUCUCAAGGGACAUGGUUCGAGAUGGUUAUGAGAACGUGGGCACGCUAGAGUCUUGCAUUCCUGGUCAGGAGGCCUUAAGCACCCAGACGGAGCCAGGAGGGAGGCCGUGGGACCCUAGUGUGUCGAGCUACAAGGGAGGCGGGAGCCCCAGAGACCCAGUUCCAGGGGUAGAAAAAUUUGAGAACUCAGAAAGAAGCGGUGCGUCUGUCUCUCCCGAGAGUCCCCAUCCUCCAGUACUGCUGCCUGGCCAGGCCAGAAGGGAGGUGCCCUGGAGUCCUGAGCAGGGAAGACCUGAUGACAGAGAAGAAGGACAUUGGGAAUGUCCCCCAGGGGACAAAAUAGAGGAGUCGUUAGUGGGAACCACAAGUUGUAGAGGGCUGGUGCAGCCAAAGGAACUGCCCAAGAAGCUCCAUUUGUGUUCUCUGUGCGGCAAGAAUUUCUCUAAUAACUCCAACCUCAUUAGGCACCGGAGAAUACACGCGGCAGAAAAACUGUGCAUGGAUGUAGAAUGUGGUGAAGUCUUUGGUGGGCACCCACAUUUUCUGUCACUGCACAGAACACACGUGGGAGAGGAAGCCCAUAAGUGCCUUGAAUGUGGAAAAUGCUUCAGUCAGAACACCCACCUCACCCGCCAUCAGCGCACCCACACGGGGGAAAAGCCCUACCAGUGCAGUGUCUGUGGGAAAAGCUUCUCCUGCAACUCCAACCUCCACAGACACCAGAGGACACACACUGGGGAGAAGCCCUACAAGUGCCCUGAGUGUGGGGAGAUCUUCGCCCACAGCUCCAACCUGCUUCGGCACCAGAGGAUCCACACCGGCGAGAGGCCCUAUCGGUGCCGGGAGUGUGGGAAAAGUUUCUCUCGCAGCUCACAUCUCGUCAUUCACGAGAGAACCCACGAGAAAGAGAGACUCGACCCUUUCCCUGAGUGCGGACAAGGAAUGAAUGACAGCACCCCCUUUCUUACAAACCCCGGAGCCCACAGAGUGGAGAAGAAACUCUUUGAAUGUUCAACUUGUGGGAAAAGUUUCCGGCAGGGCAUGCACCUUACCCGACAUCAGAGAACACACACAGGAGAAAAACCGUAUAAGUGUUCCCUUUGUGGGGAAAACUUCUCUCAUAGAUCCAACUUAAUCAGGCACCAGAGAAUUCACACAGGAGAGAAGCCCUACACCUGCCAUGAGUGUGGAGACAGUUUCUCACACAGUUCCAACCGGAUUCGCCACCUGAGAACCCACACGGGAGAAAGGCCGUAUAAAUGUUCUGAAUGCGGAGAAAGCUUCUCCCGGAGCUCCCGCCUUACAAGUCACCAGAGAACUCACACUGGCUAGAGACAGUUUUGACAAAAGUUGUCAGAGGUUGUUAUCCAGAGCUGGUAUUCUUUGCCCAUUUGGUGUAUUUUGCUGGUAACUAAUAUAAAGAAAAAGUGAAACUUAUUUUAAGGGAGAUUCAGAGGUGAAAAAGUAGCUUAAAACUAAAAAGUUCAGUCUCUAGAAGGAAGAACUCAAGUUCUUUGAAGUCUCCUGCCCAGAGCCCCUUUUCUCUCUGUUCUUGGGUAUACCUACUUUGUUUGACUACAGUAUGGUUUAGGUGCUGUACUGAUUCUAGUAUUCCAGCAGGGACUUCAAUUCCCUCUUUAUUUGUGACAUUUAGCAGGAGAGUUUGGGCUCCUGAGGCCCUUGAGCCAAAGAAGGGCUAGUUGUUCAGCUGGGAGACCAGUUGAAGGUCAACAAGACUGAUUUUAAGUUGCAUCUUUUUGAAGGGCACUGGCUGGGAAGUCCCGGGCAGUCUAGUUCUACCAUUGCAAUACUCCUCUGAGUAGUUUGGCAGGAGUGCUCAUUGGCAUAUAACGUGACCUCAGAAAAAAGGGAACCAGAGGCAUAGGAAGUCCUAAGUCUGCAGGUGAGCCCAGCCUUUUACAAUUUAAAUGGGUUUGUGGCUACAGUGUACCUUUCCAGAGACUGAGACUCUCUUCCCCUGCCAGAGAUGCACUGUGCUCUAGAGACAUGUUUCUGGGUGCAAGUUUCUGUGAUUCCUCAGAAACAAAACAGAUCCUAAAGAAAUUAGGAAUUUUGUCUUUCCCUGUUGAAAAUGUUUGAAAGGUUUAUAAUAAAUAUCUCCCAGGAAACAUGA